UUCAAAAUCUCUCUGCCAUUGUAACACCAUACCCAUGUUGCAUAUGUCAAGAUACUUCCCAUGGAACCUCUGCAGAAUUCACUAAAAACAAAUCCAUCCAUUUCUCAAUCUCACUAACGAAAUAUUCUCAAUUCCUUAUUCACAUCCAAACUCUACCAACAAAAUAUUCCAAAAGUCGCUUCUACGCUGUCACAUCAAUCGAACCUGUCUCAUGAUCUACUUAAACCAAGCCUCUAGAAAAUUUCAAAAAGCAUUUCACCCUUCCUCGAACUCACCGACAAAAUAUCCAAAUCCUUUACCAGACAUUCACCCCAUAAUCCUCGUACAUAAGAACCAAAGGCAACACGUCUACACUGCGGAAGUUGCAGGUGAGCGAGAACAUUUGAAAACGGGUAUCGAUACUUCUAGAGAGAGAAAGAGAGAGAGAGAGAGAGAAAGAGAGACAGAGAGAGAGAAAUGGGGGGAGGGAGAAUCUGUACAGGCAGGUUCUAUUAGUACGUAACGCCUGGUCCUUUUGCCGUGCCGCUCAAAGCAAAGCAGCCCCCGGAGUGUUACAAUUUCGCCCUCUCUCUACCCCUCCAGGUCCGCCUCGAAAGUCCCUUUAUCUAUCCCGCUAUUUUCCUAACUCCGACGUCCCCUCCGGGGGUUUCUCCUCGUUCGUGGUGACGACAACGAUUCCUCUUCUCUCCUGAAGGAGGAUGUGGAGGGAGCGCGCCGGAUCCGCCGGAAUACCGGCCGUUGGAGGGGUGGUAGAGCCGGAGCGCUACCGCCACCCCUUCAUCCCCUUUUUACGAGAGGUUGAAAUGCCCGCCCAUUGGUCCGCCCAUGUAGGACCAAAGCAGUCACUUCGAAUCAAUUCGACCUACGAUUUCGCCUCGUAGACGGUCCUACACGGCGCUGGCACACUCGCAACCGCGCAUCAUAAGCUUCGACCGCAUUUCGUACACCUAACCUCGUCAAACGUGAUCUAUCGCGUAGAAACGCUCGCUCAUGGACUCUCUCGAUAAUCGACACCUAGUGCGGCUACUGUGUCCUACGGCAAUUGACGAUUGAAAUUUAUUCGAACAGUUGGAAGAAUCGUUGUUGUUUUCCACUUUCCUUGUGAUUUAUUUUCAUUUUCUUUUCUCGUCGUGUCGGAUUUAGACCGAGAGUGAUCCUGUAACCAGAGAUUGGUUACAUCGAACAAGGGAGAAGUGACUUGUUGUUGGAAACUGAUAGAUUAGGGAGAUCGUAGUAUUUUAGGGAAAGUCGAAGCGUGCUCGAUGAGGGGGCAUGAGGGGCAAUCGUGAUGGUUAGCGAAUAUCGCAAGAUCGUUAGCGAUAAAGUGGAGUGCGUCACAGGCAGCCGUCAUCCUUGAGAUAGAGUGAGUGGGUGACACGGAGAAGAAGAGUAAAAAGAAAAAUGCUCGUUAUCGUUGUGGAAACAAACUAUUAGCGUAAGAUAACAAUUCGUACGGAGCUCGUGUGUGUGACAGUUGCCUCGCGAAAACAUGUCGAAAGAGAAAUGCUCGCGCGAUUUCGUUCAGUGCUUUUGAACAUCGACGGACAACCUACAUUUAUACCUCGUUAAAAAAUUUAAGAAGAACGAACGAAAGAAUAUUUCAAGAAAGCGCAGAAAGUACACAUUAGCGCGUAUAAAUAUUCACGAAAGCGAACCCUCGUCGGUGAAAUAAGACAAGAACACCAUGAGCACGAACAACAACGAUCUUUGCCUAUUUUCAAAGAACCAGAGAAACUAAAGUUUCCAAAAAGAAGAGAGAAAAAAAUAGGCUUAAAUGUGCCCAUGAAGCGAUCACGAUGGAACCGCGUGGGAUGAUGAUGUCGAACCUGUCGUGCGACGGCUGCGCGGACAGCGACCGCGACUCUGACAGCAGCAGCAUGAUCGUGGACCCGGUGAGUCUGGACAAAAACGACCUGUCACCGUCCCAGUCAUCGUCCAGCCCAAUCAUCCCGAGUUCUCCAGUCCCGCCGACCACCGCGUCCUCCAGAAACCGUGGUGGAAGUCGCAGCAAGAAGAACUACUCGAUGAUGUCGGCCAACAGUCAACAAAAGAACAACUCGUCCGGCCAAGCAUCGUCUUAUAGCAACGACAAGAUGUCCUCAUCUUUGAUCAAGCCACCUUAUUCUUACAUAGCUCUCAUUACAAUGGCGAUUCUUCAGUCGCCACAAAAGAAACUGACAUUGAGUGGAAUCUGCGAGUUCAUCAUGUCACGGUUCCCUUAUUACCACGACAAGUUCCCGGCCUGGCAAAACUCUAUCAGACACAAUUUGUCCCUGAACGAUUGUUUCAUCAAGAUACCACGUGAGCCAGGAAAUCCUGGAAAAGGGAAUUACUGGACCCUAGACCCAUUGGCCGAGGACAUGUUCGAUAAUGGAAGCUUUUUGCGUCGCAGAAAGAGGUACAAGAGGCCUCCGCCGCAUUAUGUGCUCCGAGACAGGGCGAUUAUGGCGACCUUCGCCAUUUGCGGCGAUCGAGGACCUUGCCCUGGUGGCGGCGGUGGUCAUCCCGGUGCUCUGACUUAUCCAAGCGCCGCGUAUCUGUCUCCGCCACCCGGUCUGCCCCUGCUCGACUUCUCUCCGUCGACCUUGGAAGCUCUGAAGCUUGGUGGCUUCCUGGAACCGCCUCCACCACUGUACAAACCGGUACCGAUCACGGCUCCGCCGAUCAGACAAAUUGACCCCGCGCCAACGAGGACCACCACGAUACCGAGCAGCCAUCCGCCGGCUGACAAGAAGAGGAACUUCAGUAUUGACGCUCUGAUCGGUAAACAGGCGGCAAACGAUCAGAAUUGUGGCGGGCUGUUGGAUCUCAGCCCGUCGGAGCAUAGAGAGAUCAGGAGUCAGGCGUCGGCUUUCUCUCCUCUCGUUUAGAGGAUUUAUUUGAUCGAGUUUUUCGAGUUUCUUUCUGACUGGCACUCUGCAUUGGCCGGAUCUCAGUUAAAAUCACAGUUUUUCUCGGAGAUUCCGGUUUUCGGAGAAGAUUGCAGUUUUUUUCAAGGGAACUUCAGUGGACAGGCAAGGACAGAUGGUGAAGAAUGUUUUUGACAUUCGUGAUGGAUUUUGGGUGAUGAAGAAGAGGUUACAGACUGUAAAGGUGAAUGGAAGGGAAGAGGAAAAUUUACAGAAAAGAGCAUUGGAGAAGCAAGGAAUUUUUCACUUCCACGUUAUUAUCAGAAAUCAAAAGUAUAUGGAAGAAUAAUGAUACGUACUAUGGAGAAUGAUAAAAUAGUUAGAUACCAAAGGAAGAAAAGCGACGGAACCAAAGAUUUCAACUUCGACAAGUACUUGUGUAAAAAAGAACAAGAAAGAGAUAGAGGGAGAGAGAAAGAGAGAGAAGAACGUACGGACAAAAGAACGAGUCGAGAUAAUUGUAAAAAGGUGUAGUGCAAUAGUGUAGUGGUUUAAGUACGAGAAAAGAUCCCCUUUGGUCGUGUCGAAACGAUUCUUAGCGACUGUACGGCGUCGUCACGGACAAUCGAUUCGUCGCGAAUCGAACUUCAUAAUUUUCCAUCCUCUCUGUUUCAACCCCGUUUAUUUUCACAUAUUUUUUCUUUCCUCCGUGCUCUAUUCUUAGCCGGAGGCUUCUUAAACGAUAGAUUAAUAUCUCGUCACUGUAAAUAUACACACGUACACACGUAUACACACGUAUGCACACGAACAGACACAUGCACACGCACAUCCUCGAACAAAUCUUUGCUCAGCUUUCUAUUGUUUGCGCGAGUGUGAGAGAAAAAGAGAGAAUGCGCGAGUGAAAGGGUAGGAGAGGGUGGCAGAGAGCGAUAGAGAGGGGAGGUCAGUUCUCUUCAUCGGAUUUAAUGUAAAGCUCGGGCCGGGUUUUCGGUCAAGUAGACGUUUUAGUGUACAUAGCGUUGUACGAAAAAAAUAAAAAGAAAUACACACACAUAUAGGGGAUGCUCGCGUUCCGUAUUACGAAACAUAUUCGUGUACCUUUGAUUCUCGUGUUCGAUCCUCGAUACGAGAGGUUUUGAUAGCGAAAACGCGUGCAACGAUUCGCAAAGAUCGAGCCUUAUCGAGUUUUAUUGUCUUACGAAACUGCACAUCUUUAACCGGCGUGCGAGUAACGCGAGCUUUGAAACACAAUCCUUUCGUUUCUCUGGUUUAUUAAGAAACGAUUUACGCGGAGAAACAUUCGACUAAUCGACUUGAUACACUGUUCGAAACAUUAGAUUGGGAAAUUAAUGGUCGAUUCGUGUCUGUAUUGGUUAUUUUUGUUUAUUCGACCAAGAACAAUUCGUUGUCAGUUAUAUGCAAGUUUUUUUUUCUUAGUAAUUUACUGCCUCGUUUACAUUUUAGAAAACAUCGUAGCGCUUUGAAAAAUGUAGAUCGUCUGGAAGCAAAAUUUUGCGACGAAGAUUUUCGAAAAGCUCGAAAAUGUAGGAAUACGUGGCGAUAAAUUCGAGGAAUAGGCAGAAAAAUAAUAAAAUGUUAGUUUUUAAUUCAAUUGGAUUCUCUGGAAUUAUUUCAUUGUUCAUAUUGGAAUUAUCUCAAUAUUAUUCUUAUUGUGAAAGACUUGCACCGAUAAUUUUUUAUUUAAAGAUACACGAACAUAAUGGCAUGCUAUUCUAGGAAGCGUAAUCCUCAUCGCGAUAGAGGAACAAUAAUCAUUGCCAUAGUUACGUAAUGAACACAGACACAUUUCAAUCCAUUUAUUUGCCAUUUAUUGCACAGCAACCUAACAAUUAGAAGAUUGGCGAUAUUUUGAGAGCUGCUUCAUCGUUUGACGAGGUUUUUAGCGGUUUCACGAGAUUAAACGUUGUAUUACGAAAUCUUUGUUUUUCUCUUUUAUAAUUGACUCUUUUUUCCGAGCAGUGUAUGAAGCAGACGUUGAUGUAAGAUCAUAAUGGUCCGAAUCCUUUAAAAUUUCUUUAGAAAUGAAAUGCUACUGUACAAAUGUUUAUUCCAAAGAAUUAAUUAUUUAUAUAAGAUCGAAGAUACAGACGAAGGAAAUCGAAGGAAAAUCGAAGACUUCGGCCAAGUGAACUUUCCAAUUUCCGUAUAUUAACGUCAGAAAGUUACCAGAUACACUGCAAAAUCGAUUACGACUUAAGAAACAUGUUUCCGAAAAUACCACUACGCAAUCUAUUGGGAAAUUAACAAAGAAAUCAAAUUGCCAAUAUCACAAGUGUAAUUCGCACAACUCUCAAGCAAAAUUCUUUUCUAAGAAACAAGUUACAUAAAGAAUACUUUAUGCUGUAGGAAAUUAUAAUUGAGGGGUUGAAAUCGUAAAUGACUCGUAAACGUUAGAAGGUUUUCAAUAGAAAAAAUAUUGGCUUCUAUUAAUUUUACUGUACAAUUUAUCACACCUGGGCACCAUAGACUUUCAGCGUUUAUCAAUUUAAUAGAUUUAGAAAAGGAAUAAAUUGGCUACAAGGAAUUGUUUUGCAUCAGUUACAUUUUAUUUGUAUUACAGGCUAUUCUUCUAUCUUUUAAAAACGAUUAAUUUACGGUCACAGCUCUAGAAGCUACAAUAAAUUAUUUUAAUACUGAUAACUUUCCUCUUCUUAUUCUACGUGAAAUUUAUAUUUCCUCUUAAUAGAAAAAUCGAUUUGGAUCUUUUAUCGAUACUAACGUCAUUUGCCGUUUCAAUUCCUCAAAUAGGGAUUUUAAUUUCGCAAUGACAAACAAUGGAGAGAAAUAUUUCUUCGGAAAUUUUUCUCGUUCGCUUUUCGGUGAGAGAUUUUCCAUAAAAGAUUUUCAAAAGAAGAUAAUUACGCGCAAAUAAUAGGAGAAAGGAAGAAAUGCGAAACGACAGUUCGACGGAAAUUCGUCGACGAUUUUUAAUACAGAAACAGCGUGUUUGAGUCUGUUUUCGAGCGUUUCAAAACGUGCAUAAGACGCAUGUGCAGGGUUCCACGGGAAAAGAGAAUGGAAUAAUUUACAAUUAAUCCCUGCAAAGAUACGCAUCCAUGACGAUUAUGUAUGUGUUGGUCUACCUACGCGUGUACAUACCAGCCGCUAGUGAAUUUUCCUCGAACGUGUGCGAUGACGAUUGUCAGAUAAGAAUUAUUGCAGAAGAACUUAACAGCGCAGCGUAGCGUUUGUGCAACGAAUCCGGUCGCAUUUGUAUUUCGUUGAUCGAAAAGCAGGUUAAGUAUGUUUAGGAAUUUCGUUAAUUAAAUACCAAGUGGAUUUUUAUCGAACGACGCUAUGGUUUGGUUCUUACAAUUGCUUAGAAAUAUUCUAACGAAUAAAAGUAUCGAACGAUAUGUACAAAUUGCUAGUCUGCUUUUAUUAACGCGUCCCGUGCCCUGGGGAAUAAAUAAUUUGUAAUUAGAAAGUUUGAAAAUUCUAUAGUUUAAUUAAUUAAUUUUAAGGGGUAAUUUGAAGAACUUGAUAUUUAAUGUAAUAUUGAAGAUAAUAUAAUGGGGAAUAACAUCGAAAAGAAUUUAAAAGUAUUGGAAGAUACUUCAUGGCAUCUAAGAAUGGUAUUCAAAAUCGCUCAAAGAGAUCUAAAAAUACUAUUCAAGAUUAUUCUAUAAAGGUUUUCAGGAAUACGAUAGCAAACGAUAUUUUGCAAGCAUUGCAAAAGUAUUCAAGAAUAACAUUCAAAGUUAUUCAAGAGUAUCAAAUAAAAAAUACCAUUUGAAAACGUUGGAAAAUGAAGGAUAUCCGAGAAUAUAUAGAAACAUUUAACAGUUAUAUUCAAUGAUACGAAAAAAUAGUGUUAGAAAGCACUGAAGACCUUUAAAGAAUAAUAUUUAAAAAUAUUCAAAAUCAUUCAAUUAUGAAUACACAAUAUUGUAAAGCACUCAAGAUAUUCAAGGAGAAUAUUCAAAGUAUUCGUCGAAUAACAAAGAUAUUACUUUAUCGGUAUACUCCGUAUCUUCACUUGCUUUUCUGCGUUUCAUUUCAAGAUCAAACCCCGUAGAAUACUCUUCUCCGGUGAAUGAAAAUGAAAUACGUGUGACCCGCAUGGCACGUGACGCGUUAAACUAGAAGCAACAACGAAACGUUCGUACGUUUUCUAUUCGUUUCAAGGCUCCUUAUUUUCGUUAUCGUUCUCGUUUAUGUAGAUCUGAUUACACAGCCGAUUAGUGCGUGUUUUCAAGUCGUGUGAACGAUGCACAUCGUGAUAACGAAAAUCAUUAUUCUAAUAGCGAAGCUAGCGACUCCUUCGGGAAAAAUACAUCUCCGACACAUCGACAUCCAAAGAAUGGUCAAACAACAUAAAACAGAGAAAAGUCGAUCUUCUGCAAGAAAUAUUUUCGAAAUGUGAAAUAGUUUCUACCGGUAUAUAUUGAAAAUUAUCUGCGUAAUUUGUGAUAAAUGACGCUUCAUUGUCUUAUUCAUAGAUUUUCUUCGUCGGGAGAAUUGUUGCUCCCAAAGUUGUUCGAGCGUUGGAUUAAAAUUCUUUUUAAUCUGACACAUCCGCAGCGUAAAAUUCUUCACAUCGAUUCUGGAAAAAUGUCUGAUAGAGAACGUGUUCCAUUGAUAAUGCAUUAGCCCUCUAUAACUGACAUGUUUGCUUACCAGAUUGACAAAUUCUUAAUUGAUUUCUGAUUUCGAUCAGAGAAUUUGGAAGUAGCGUAUAAUCGAAUAGCGAGUAUGAUAAAUAGCGACAUGAAAUGUUCGUUUUCGUCAAACAAAACAUCGUCGUUCUCUAUUGUAUUCUUCAUCUCGAAGACUGGUAAUACUGGAAGAAAUUUUGGAAAAUCAACGACACAAAUUGAUAAUAUAAUCUAAGUAAUCCCUGAAUGGGCGAAGACGAGCGGAUUCGUCAAAAUUGCCAAUUCCUUCGACAUAGUAAUUUCUACGUUCAAACGUGCUUUAUCCAUCUGCGUAUCGUUUUAGAAGCAAAUUAUGUCAUGUGUAUAUUUGCGAGAACUGAGACCGAUCAAAUUUCAAUCGAUUUUCUAUAUUGUUACGGAAGUAAUAAUAUAUAGAAGUCGUGAUAGGCAUAAUUAUAGAAAUUUCUAAUUAACAUUAGAACUACCACACCAGUCAAAUCGACUGGUUUUACAAUUUUAUUUAAAAAUUCCUACUUCAUGUUAUAUUUUUUCCCUAAAUAACUAAAUAACUAAAAGAAUAGUAUAAUGAAUUUUAUUUUGUUUUUUAUGUAUUCAAGCUGAAAAUAAUUUUGUAUCAAAGCUACUUGUACCAAUACCAGUGAAGAUGACUGGUACUUGUCAAAGUGUAAAAGGGUCCUGCAAUCUGUUUACCGAACCCCGAUUAACCAGUUUCCUCGUGUUCUACAACUUGCCACGCGUUUUUUCAAUUUUUACCGUGUAUCAUUCAAUGUGAUGAUAUCAGUUAUCAGGAAAAUUCCGAACCGAUUGCUAGGUCGCUAGAUGCUAACGCUAGAAAUGCCACAGCAUUCAAAACGACUGGUUCUACAAUUUUAUAAACGUGUCAACCCUCCUUUAGGUCGAUCAUGGUCCCAGAUGGAUUAAUGAUAUCAAAAAUAUUCUAUUGUUACGUAUUUUUUAAAAACCAGUCAUUUUGAAUGGUUUUGGUACAAGCAGCUUCAUGUUAACUACCGGUAGUUCUAGUGUUAAGAGACGAUUCGAUUAACAGGUUGAUAUCGUGUAAAUAUAACUUUGGCCAGAGAUCCAUUAAGUCCAAAUACAAAUGGAAAAACGAAUUAAAUUUCGUGAAAAUUUGUUUUACCACUGCAAAGAGAAUAGGCAGAAGAACUUCUCUAAAAUCAUUUCACGCAAAAAUACAUGGAAUUGUACGUAGCUGGUAUUAUAGGUGAAGGAUGAUAGUUAUAGCGUUUGAGAAUCUAGGUGAAGAAUUUGAAACAUUGGAACGGAUCUUUUACAUGUUAUAGCAGAAUGAUAAAUAGGAUAGAAAUUCGAAAACACAAAUGCACGAGUACGCAAAAUCCGAGUGUCUCGAUGUUAUAGAGGGUUAAGCAUUCUAGGAGCAGAGGAGCAGACAUUUCACGAGAUUUCAUAGAUUCCGUUCGAUCUGUGUCAGUUAAAAGAAGGGAAAGAUCGAUAGAGCCGAGGAAAACACCGAUUCUAAACCGUAUUGUCGACGUUUGGGUACAAAACGAUUUACUCGAUAGUCUUUUAUACUUGGACAAAUUCACAACCGAUCGGUUUAGAGUUGUAGAGAUUUUUAAUGUUAAGUUAAAUGUAUCAUAUAAAUAUUCGAUCGCGAGUGUUAUUCGUUUCUUUUUUCUCUCGUGUAAAAACAAGACGACACAAGAUGAAAGGAAAUGGAGACGAGAGUAAGAAAAUGAAAGAAAGAAGUGACAGUUUCGAGAACGAUUCAGAAUUAUUAUUCGAACGGUGUAUAUUUUACUAAUCUUGUCGACUCUGAACUGUCGUGUGUUAAGGUAUUGUGACGAAAGUAAAGCGGUACGUCUGUUUGUUCCUUUACUAAAAUAAGUACCGAUGCUAUAAUGUAUGUUUAGUUAUAGGUUGCCGUUACCACUUGUCUCUGUAGAUUUAGUAAGUAUUAUACGUGUCAAGAUGAUAGAUUUAUAAUAACGUGUAAUAAUGUCAACAAUAAAGUACUGUUAAGUAUAAAAGAAA
Molecule: messenger RNA, 9502 nt
Organism: Bombus terrestris (buff-tailed bumblebee)
Lineage: Eukaryota; Metazoa; Arthropoda; Insecta; Hymenoptera; Apidae
Product: forkhead box protein D3-like
Exons: 1
Coding region: 1797-2870 (357 amino acids)
Biological process (GO): cell differentiation; regulation of transcription by RNA polymerase II; anatomical structure morphogenesis
Molecular function (GO): RNA polymerase II cis-regulatory region sequence-specific DNA binding; DNA-binding transcription factor activity, RNA polymerase II-specific
Source: RefSeq, a predicted model, not a curated record